This is a messenger RNA of Rattus rattus (black rat), 4815 nucleotides long. RefSeq names its product trafficking kinesin protein 1 (gene Trak1). The record is from RefSeq and is a predicted model, not a curated record. NCBI's taxonomy places the organism in Eukaryota, Metazoa, Chordata, Mammalia, Rodentia, Muridae. Gene Ontology annotation, molecular function: GABA receptor binding. Gene Ontology annotation, biological process: endosome to lysosome transport; anterograde axonal transport of mitochondrion; neurogenesis. Gene Ontology annotation, cellular component: dendrite.
AGUUUGCGUCUGCCCAUGGCAUUGGCGAUUCAGCUCAGGCAGCCCUCCAGGGCCCAACCUCUGCCAGGACUCGGCCACACACUGGCUGGGACAAACUCCUGUGACGUGUGCAACAGCACCAACCUUCCAGAAGUGGAGAUCAUUAGCCUGCUGGAGGAGCAGCUGCCCCACUACAAGCUAAGAGCGGACACCAUCUAUGGUUAUGACCACGAUGACUGGCUGCACACGCCCCUCAUCUCCCCAGAUGCCAACAUCGACCUCACAACCGAGCAGAUCGAAGAGACGCUGAAGUACUUCCUUCUAUGUGCCGAAAGAGUUGGCCAGAUGACUAAGACGUACAAUGACAUUGAUGCUGUCACGAGGCUUCUUGAGGAGAAAGAGCGGGAUUUGGAGCUGGCUGCGAGGAUCGGCCAGUCAUUGUUGAAGAAGAACAAGACCCUAACUGAGAGGAACGAACUGCUGGAAGAGCAGGUGGAGCACAUCCGGGAGGAGGUGUCUCAGCUCCGCCAUGAGCUGUCCAUGAAGGAUGAGCUGCUUCAGUUCUACACCAGUGCCGCGGAGGAGAGUGAGCCUGAGUCCGUCUGCUCAACCCCGCUGAAGAGGAACGAGUCAUCCUCCUCCGUCCAGAAUUACUUCCACCUGGACUCUCUUCAGAAGAAGCUGAAGGACCUCGAAGAGGAGAAUGUUGUACUUCGAUCUGAGGCUUGUCAGCUGAAGACGGAGACCAUCACCUAUGAGGAGAAGGAGCAGCAGCUGGUGAACGACUGUGUGAAGGAGCUGAGGGAUGCCAACGUCCAGAUUGCGAGCAUCUCUGAGGAGCUGGCCAAGAAGACGGAAGAUGCCGCCCGUCAGCAGGAGGAGAUCACGCACCUGCUGUCGCAAAUCGUGGACCUGCAGAAGAAGGCGAAAUCCUGUGCGGUGGAAAAUGAAGAACUUGUCCAGCACCUGGGCGCUGCCAAGGAUGCGCAGCGCCAACUCACAGCCGAGCUUCGAGAGCUGGAGGAUAAGUACGCGGAAUGCAUGGAGAUGCUUCAUGAGGCUCAGGAGGAACUGAAGAACCUGCGGAACAAGACGAUGCCCACAUCCCGGCGCUACCACUCCCUGGGCCUGUUCCCCAUGGACUCCUUGGCCGCCGAAAUCGAGGGAACCAUGCGCAAGGAGCUGCAGCUGGAAGAGCCGGAGUCUCCAGACAUCACCCACCAGAAGCGUGUCUUUGAGACAGUGAGAAACGUCAAUCAAGUGGUGAAGCAGAGAUCGCUAACCCCGUCCCCCAUGAACAUCCCGGGCUCCAACCAGUCUUCAGCCAUGAACUCCCUCCUGUCCAGCUGCGUCAGCACCCCCCGUUCCAGCUUCUACGGCAGCGACGUCAGCAACGUGGUCCUCGAUAACAAAACCAACAGCAUCCUCCUGGAAACUGAGGCAGCCGACCUGGGGAAUGAGGAGCACAAUAAGAAGCCGGGCACACCAGGCACGCCAGGCUCCCAUGACCUGGAGACGGCACUUAGGCGGCUAUCCCUGCGCCGAGAGAACUACCUAUCCGAGCGGAGGUUCUUCGAGGAGGAGCAGGAGAGGAAGCUGCGAGAGCUGGCUGAGAAGGGGGAGCUGCACAGUGGCUCGCUCACGCCCACCGAGAGCAUCAUGUCCCUGGGCACUCACUCACGCUUCUCUGAAUUCACGGGCUUCUCCGGCAUGUCCUUCAGCAGCCGCUCCUACCUGCCCGAGAAGCUGCAGAUCGUGAAGCCGCUCGAAGGUUCAGCCACACUUCACCAUUGGCAGCAAUUGGCCCAGCCUCACCUUGGGGGCAUCCUGGACCCCCGCCCUGGUGUGGUCACCAAGGGCUGGACUUUGGACGUUGACCUGGAUGAAGUGUACUGCCUUAACGACUUUGAGGAAGAUGACACAGGUGACCACAUUUCUCUGGCGGGCCUAGCUACCUCCACGCCAAUUCAGCACACGGAGACCUCAGCGCACCACCCUGGGAAGUGCAUGUCACAGACCAACUCGACUUUCACCUUUACCACCUGCCGCAUCCUGCACCCUUCAGACGAGCUCACGCGGGUCACACCAAGCCUUAACUCAGCCCCAGCUCCAUCUUGUAGCAGCACCAGCCACUUGAAAUCCACGCCGGUGGCCACGCCAUGCACCCCCCGGAGACUGAGCCUGGCCGAGUCCUUCACAAACAUCCGAGAGUCCACGACAACCAUGAGCACGUCCCUGGGGCUGGUGUGGUUGCUGAAGGAACGAGGCAUCUCAGCGGCUGUGUACGACCCCCAGAGCUGGGACAGAGCCGGCAGGGGCUCCCUCCUCCACUCUUACACCCCCAGGAUGGCUGUGAUCCCGUCCACCCCACCGAAUUCCCCUAUGCAGACGCCCUCGGCCUCCCCGCCCUCCUUCGAGUUCAAAUGCACGAGCCCUCCCUACAACAACUUCCUGGCUUCCAAGCCUGCCAGCUCCAUCCUGAGGGAGGUGAGGGAGAAGAAGCACGUGAGGAGCAGUGAGAGCCAGACAGACGUGUCUGUCUCCAACCUUAACCUUGUGGACAAAGUCAGGAGGUUUGGGGUGGCCAGAGUGGUGAACUCAGGACGAGCCCACAUCCCCACCUUGACUGAGGAUCAGGGACCUCUCCUCUGUGGACCGACUGGGCCAGCACAGGCUCUUGUCCCUGGGGGCCUGGUCCCCGAGGGACUGCCUCUGGGGUGCCCCAGCGGCAUCCGACGGAAUCGCAGCUUCCCCACCAUGGUCGGGUCCAGCGUGCAGAUGAGGGCCCCUGUAAUCCUCACCUCUGGCAUCUUAAUGGGUGCUAAGCUCCCCAAACAGACUAGCUUGCGGUGAGGCUGGGGGAUCGCUGCCCCAUCUGCUCCCUGCCUCCUGUCCCCGACAGAGCACUCACACCCUCGUCUCCUCCGAGGUCUGCUUCUCCUGAGCUAGACAGAUCAACCGUGUGCCUCGAGGGGGGAGGUGGACCUCCACGUGGUGUGUAUACAGGACUCUCUCUUCCAAUCCACAGGAAGUAAUAACCCUACAAGGUCACACUCUCCUGAGGAUGGCGCCUGAGCUCACCUAGGGGAAGGUGGCGUCCUUUCUUCCUUACUUUUAAGAAGCACUGAAAUUCCCAAGGCUGUUCUUAUCCCAUGGAUAGGAAUCUGGUGAAUUCUGCCUAAGACUGUCUGGUUGCACACGCAGCCGCCACGUGGCACAGGUCUCCUCGCUUGCCUGUGACAGCCGACCGGGCUGCCCGCCCUUAGAGAGUUGUCCUUUCAGUUGUAGGUGGCCCAGCUUCAUCAAGGCAAGGUCUGCACUAUCCUGCCCCAACGGCCUGUCUGUUCUCUAGACAUGACUUCUUCUCAUGUCUCUGACUUGAAGUUAACCUUGCAUUUUGUCACAAGUUGUCAGGGUUAAAGCCUGACGCGAAAAGAAUGUAUUUACACUCCGACGACUCGCCGUCAGGCGGCCCCUCCGAGUUCUGUUUGUUUGAUUUUUCCUUUUCUUUUCCAUUUUUAGAAUUUUCAUUUGCAGGGAAGUCUCAGUACUGGCAGUUUCUCUCUUGGUUCUGACACCAAAAUGCAAGGGGUGCACACACUGACUUGCUAAUGACAUAGCUUAUUUCCGGGACCCAGUGUCACACAGCCAGGUUGAUGUGUGACCAGUUAUCACUGUAACCAUAGGAUCAAGGGGGAAAGGGACAGGACCGUUAGCCCUAUACACAGUGGAGGGGAGGGGCCGAAUCCAUAGCACACCGCAGUGCAUCCUGGGUCAGGGUGUGUCAGGGUUGAUGGCUGCUGGCCCCUUUGCACUCUGAAGGGAGCUCGGUCCGUGUGGUAGAGCUCUGUGGCCAUUCAGUGGCUGCAUUUUUUUUUUUAGUCCUCUCGUUUCAAAACUAAAAUUACGUUUCCUCCCCAUCCCCCAAGUGCACUGUCCCCAUUUCCACCCAUAGGAAAAGACCAGAGGUGCUUAUGAGUGGAAGAAGUGGGAGCAAGUGAGUGACCCUGGGUCGGUCGCCAUCACCUGUGCAGUGACGAACUUUUAUUUAUUAUCCACGUGUGCUGUAUUUUAAUCAGAUGCCCUCUCUGCUUCCAGCUCCAGCCCGUGUGUGUGUGUGUGUGGGUGUGUGUGUGUGUGUGUGUGUGUGUGUGUGUGUGUGUGUGUGAGAGAGAGAGAGAGAGAGAGAGAGAGAGAGAGAGAGAGAGAGAGAGAUUGAUUGAUUCCGCCCAGGUAUAUAUUAUUUAUUUACUUUUGUCUGAGGAUGGGUGUACAUCUGUGUGUCACAUAGUCACCUGCCGCAGACAUCUGUGGAAGAUGUAGCAUCCUGUGUACUAGAAAUUAUCACAUGAACAACCCCUCCCCCCCCAGCAAAAGAUGUGUCCCUGAGUCGAGCGAGGGUCACCUUAUGUCCACCAAGGAUGCUCGAGAAGGUCCCCAAGCAGCAAACUUCAGUCCCACUAUUUCAAACUAUUUAUUCUCCAGACGGAGCUGGUUCAUCAUGUUCUCAGCUCUCCUGGCUGCUGUGUACGUGUGCAGUCACUCCCAAGUAACGUACCCUUUUAUUUGAAUGUAUUUUUAAAGCAGUAGGUAGAACAGCAAAGGAGGGUGACCACCUUGGUGUGGAUGGACCGUGUCACGUGUUCAGAGGGGCCUCCCAUCCGCACUGGAAACGCCAGUGUGAGAACCGGCACUUCAGAGGUCGUGAUAGUGUAGUUAGCAAACCGGUGAUCAACAUUGAGCCACACUACCAAAAAGCCUGUUGUAAUGCAUCAGACCGGCGACAAGAUUUCAUUCACUAACGAAUAUCAAUAAAACAAGCUCAAAGGAUGGAAA